Molecule: messenger RNA, 255 nt
Organism: Blepharisma stoltei
Lineage: Eukaryota; Ciliophora; Heterotrichea; Heterotrichida; Blepharismidae
Source: the annotation of a GenBank genome assembly
AUGCUAAAUCAAACAGUAAAUGAUUUGUGGGCAUGUGAUCUUUUCUAUUCAACCGAAGUAUUUCCUUCUCCUCCUAGAAAAGAUACUGAAAAUGUAGUAUCGUCAGGAUCUAUAAGCAGAUACAGCAACUCUCGAUCUCCGAAUGAACCUCUUAUUCUUUCUGGUAGAAGCCCAUUAAGGAAUUUAGCGCAGUCUACAAAUGGAAGACUUUAUAUUGCAAAUGAUCCUGUAAUUAGAAGACUCAACUUUCAAUAA